This is a messenger RNA of Cucumis sativus (cucumber), 1244 nucleotides long. RefSeq names its product 2-phytyl-1,4-beta-naphthoquinone methyltransferase, chloroplastic. The record is from RefSeq and is a predicted model, not a curated record. Gene Ontology annotation, biological process: phylloquinone biosynthetic process. NCBI's taxonomy places the organism in Eukaryota, Viridiplantae, Streptophyta, Magnoliopsida, Cucurbitales, Cucurbitaceae. The transcript has 8 exons. Gene Ontology annotation, molecular function: 2-phytyl-1,4-naphthoquinone methyltransferase activity. Bases 171 to 842 code for a protein of 223 amino acids.
CUUCAUAACUUGUAUUGUUGGUAAAGGUUAAAGUUGAUAAAGUUGGAUUGUUGGUUGGGAAAGAUGGCAAUAGGGAUGUCAUAAGGCAUAAGCUCCGAAGUGAAAUCUGAUGCGCUUUUGUCCAUUCCACUGGGAAUCUCCCUAUCCAUACUUCUCCCACUGCGUUUCCAAUGUCUUCUUACCUUCAAUUCCAACUCCCUCUUCCUCUUCUGCGUCACCGCCCCAUUCAAUGCGCUUCCGACCGCCAGGCAUUGUUCAACCGUAUUGCGCCUGUUUAUGAUACUUUGAAUGACUUCCUCAGCUUGGGCCAGCAUCGUAUUUGGAAACGGAUGGCCGUCUCCUGGACCUGUGCAAAGCCAGGAGACUGCGUCUUGGACAUAUGCUGUGGAAGCGGCGAUUUGGCCUUCCUUUUAUCUCAGAAAGUUGGAUCCACCGGCAAGGUGACGGGUCUUGAUUUCUCAUGGGAGCAGCUAAGUAUUGCUUCUUCGCGCCAACGUUCCCUCUCCAAACCCUGCUAUGAGAACAUUGAGUGGGUGGAGGGUGAUGCACUCAAUUUGCCAUUUCCUGACUGCUCUUUUGAUGCCAUUACAAUGGGCUAUGGCCUACGAAAUGUGGUGGAUAAACGGAAAGCACUAGGGGAAAUACUUAGAGUACUCAAAGAAGGUAGUAAGGCAUCAAUUCUCGAUUUUAACAAGACUACACAACCCACUAUUGCUGCUAUUCAGGAAUGGAUGAUCAACAACAUUGUUGUCCCUGUGGCAUCUAGUUAUGGCCUUGCUGAUGAUUAUAGAUAUUUGUCUAAAUCCAUCAGUGAAUUUUCAACAGGCAGACUCUCUCUCUAGACAGGAAAGGAAUUGGAAGAACUUGCUUUAGAAGUAGGGUUCUCGACCUCUAUACAUUAUGAACUUAGUGGAGGCCUUAUGGGAAAUCUGGUGGCAUCUCGUUAAAUGGGAUUCAUGUUUCUCUUGGUUCAGAGCUUUGAACUAGAGUACUCUGAGAAUUUGAUAUUUGGCUUCAUGUCUUUGAUGCAUUAAGUUCUGUGACAUUUUCAACUGUGCUCUAUUUCAUGUAAGUUUAAGCAACAAAAAAUAUGUAGUUGCCGUAGACGUUCCAUGUUUCGUUUGGAAUUAUCGCUUAAGGUUUUUCUGGUCCCUUCCGAUGCUAUUGAGUUGUCAGUUUGUGGAUUGUAUACGGGGAAUGUUAUAAGUUUUCAGCCUCAUUAUAAAAUCAUCCAAAUUCUUAUA